AUGCGCCUCGUCCCAUUCCUCGUGGCUGCGGCGAUUUGCCUAGCGAUAGCAGUCUGCCAGCGCGGAGCCUCGGUGCCGCGCGUGGCGAGGAUUCACUUGACCUCAUCGCUGCCGGCUCCAGCAGCCGGUCAACUUGUUCGCGACACACCGCCCCCUGCUCCUUCUGCCGCCGCCGCAGAGCGGCUUCGCGUCCUGCGUGGCGCGGCUCGCGUCUAUACGGACGUCUUUCGCAGCCCGGACAGCUCGCCGCCGGAGCACUUUGAGGGCCGCAAUCCGUGCUGGGGAGACGGGAAAGCGCAGCAUUGCCUCCCUGCCUUCUACCUGCUGGGAGUGUACCAGGCCGGCGUUCUCGACCUGUACUCGCGUCUCGAGGCCCACCCCAGCGUUGCCAAGCUGGCCCGCUCCUCGCGAGUGGCGCACUCCUUCUACUCGCAGGUGCACCCAACGUGGUCCGAGUACCUGCGAGCGCUCGCUCCCGCGGUCGGCGAGGCGUCGGCAGGCCGGCUGAUUGGCGAGGCGUCGCCAGUCACCUUCCACUUUGUGUGGGUCCAUCAAGAAAAGUUCAACACGGCGUACGUCGAGGCGAUGGGCGGCUUCUGGCGCGAGUGCAACGGCAGGAGCGCCGCGGCCAAGCUCGCGCUGCCACACCGCGAGUGCAUGAGGCGGAGGAUGCCCGAGGCGCGCGCGGCCGAGGCGGCGGUCGCGAGGCGCGCGGGCCUCCGCUUGCAGCCGCCGACCCUGAUGCGGGCGGUGUACGGCUCCUUCGAGCCACGGCUCGUCCUCCUCCUGCGGCGGCCAGCCGAGCGGAUGCACGCCGCCUUUUACAACUACGUCCACUACCGCAGGAGGUACGCAGAGCUCGGCUCUGACUCGGCAGGCGAGCUGGCGUGGGCCAACGAGUCGGUCUCCGCCUUUGAGCGCUGCACGGCCCGCUUCGGUGCCGAGGACUGCGCGCUGUGCUUCGAGUCGCUCACGCGCGAGAACGAGGAGACCUUUUACCACGCGGACCAGCUGAUCAAAGGGCUGUACGCCCUGUUCCUGCCGCACUGGCGGAGGGAGUUCGCACACCUGCUGCCGCUCCGCUCCGAGGAGUACUUUGCCUCGCCGCGAGCCGUCCUCGGGCGG
Messenger RNA from Emiliania huxleyi CCMP1516, 1125 nucleotides. RefSeq lists its product as hypothetical. Lineage: Eukaryota; Haptophyta; Isochrysidales; Noelaerhabdaceae. Gene Ontology annotation, molecular function: N-acetylgalactosamine 4-sulfate 6-O-sulfotransferase activity. The annotation marks the transcript as partial. Gene Ontology annotation, biological process: hexose biosynthetic process. The record is from RefSeq and is a predicted model, not a curated record. The transcript has a single exon.